Messenger RNA from Penicillium brasilianum, 918 nucleotides. The record is from the annotation of a GenBank genome assembly. NCBI's taxonomy places the organism in Eukaryota, Fungi, Ascomycota, Eurotiomycetes, Eurotiales, Aspergillaceae.
AUGCAGAUCUUCGUCAAGACCCUCACCGGCAAGACUAUCACCCUUGAGGUGGAGUCCAGCGACACCAUCGAUAACGUCAAGUCCAAGAUUCAGGACAAGGAGGGCAUCCCCCCUGACCAGCAGCGCCUGAUCUUCGCCGGCAAGCAGCUCGAGGAUGGUCGUACUCUUUCCGACUACAACAUCCAGAAGGAGUCUACUCUCCACCUGGUCCUGCGCCUUCGUGGUGGCAUGCAGAUCUUCGUCAAGACCCUGACUGGCAAGACUAUCACCCUCGAGGUUGAGUCUUCCGACACCAUCGAUAAUGUCAAGUCCAAGAUUCAGGACAAGGAGGGCAUCCCCCCCGACCAACAGCGCCUGAUCUUUGCUGGCAAGCAGCUUGAGGAUGGCCGCACCCUUUCCGACUACAACAUCCAGAAGGAGUCUACCCUGCACUUGGUCCUCCGUCUCCGUGGUGGUAUGCAGAUUUUCGUCAAGACCCUCACUGGCAAGACCAUUACUUUGGAGGUGGAGUCUUCCGACACGAUCGACAAUGUGAAGAGCAAGAUCCAAGAUAAGGAGGGCAUUCCCCCCGACCAGCAGCGUCUUAUUUUCGCCGGCAAGCAGCUCGAGGACGGUCGCACGCUCUCUGACUACAACAUCCAGAAAGAGUCUACCCUUCACUUGGUGCUUCGCCUGCGUGGUGGUAUGCAAAUCUUCGUUAAGACCCUGACCGGAAAGACCAUUACCCUGGAGGUUGAGUCUAGCGACACCAUCGACAACGUCAAGUCUAAGAUUCAAGAUAAGGAGGGUAUUCCCCCAGACCAACAGCGCCUGAUCUUCGCUGGUAAGCAGCUCGAGGACGGUCGCACUCUGUCGGACUACAACAUCCAAAAGGAGUCUACCCUCCACCUGGUGCUGCGUCUGCGUGGUGGCCAGUAA